GGUGAAAGAUAACCUGAGUAAACAUAAUGUUAAAUGUGAUUAGAGAGACUUUAUAUAGCUUGGAUUCCAUCUUCCUGUCAGUUGGAAAGAAGACUUUCAUUAAAUUGAAACAACAUGAAAAUUCCAUUAAGCUUAAUAGUCCUGCUUUAUUUAGGUUUCUGCUUUAGCGAAGAAGAAGCAGAGGUAGAGGAUGCUGGAGAUAAUCCUCCUGAAGAUCUAGGCUUGUUUGAGGACAAUCUUUCUGGUCAUGAGAUUUUCUCUGCCAUCCUGAACCUUGCUAGUGGAGAUAACAUGACCCCAGAAGAAGCCGGGGAGGCUUUAUCGAAUAGCAACAACAAUGAAUCUCAAGGUUUAUCUGUUGACAAGAAAUUCUUCUUCUGGCCCUGGGGGUGGGGAUGGGGAUGGGGAGGCUGGAGAGGAUGCAGAAAACAAAUCUGUUACAGCAUAGGCUCCAUUGCUUUAAUUCCUGUAUGCGGUUAUGAUGUUACAUUGGGGUAUAGAAGUUUCCGCAACUCUUGCUUCCUUAAUGCAACAAACACAUGUUACCAGACCAAUUACCUAUUGAACCGCACAGGAUUGUGCUAACAACAAUAUCUUUAUACUUUUUCAAAACAGACUGUAUUGUAAAUAAUGUUCUGAAUAUUGACAAAUUAAAUAUAAAACAAGUUA
Homalodisca vitripennis (glassy-winged sharpshooter) is the source of this 669-nucleotide messenger RNA. RefSeq lists its product as uncharacterized. Lineage: Eukaryota; Metazoa; Arthropoda; Insecta; Hemiptera; Cicadellidae. The record is from RefSeq and is a predicted model, not a curated record. The transcript is spliced from 3 exons. Bases 115 to 585 code for a protein of 156 amino acids.